This is a messenger RNA of Aspergillus japonicus CBS 114.51, 852 nucleotides long. RefSeq names its product SDR family oxidoreductase. Bases 1 to 852 code for a protein of 283 amino acids. The transcript has 3 exons. NCBI's taxonomy places the organism in Eukaryota, Fungi, Ascomycota, Eurotiomycetes, Eurotiales, Aspergillaceae. The record is from RefSeq and is a predicted model, not a curated record.
AUGUCUCAAAUUUAUCUCAUCACCGGUUGCUCGUCGGGACUCGGUUACGAAUUCGCCCGCCAGGCACUCCACCGAGGCCAUAAAGUUAUCGCGCUUGCCCGCGAUAUUGCCAAGCUCGCCCCUCUGCAAGAGCUCGGCGCAGCUACGCUCACACUUGAUGUGACAGCAUCGCAGCAGGAACUGGUUAGAACAGCAACAGCGGCCCUUGCGAUUUAUGGCAGCGUCGAUAUACUGGUGAAUAAUGCGGGCUACACACUCUUCGGAGCGGUAGAAGAUCUCAGCUACGAGGAAUGCCUCAGGGAGUUCCAGACAAAUGUAUUUGGGCCCCUAGGUCUCACUCGUGCCCUGCUGCCUCAAUUUCGUCGUCGCCGUGCGGGAACGAUCGUCAACAUCGGUUCCCUUUGUGCAUGGGAGACAUACCCGGGUGUGGGUGCCUAUAGUGCUUCCAAGGCGGCUUUUCGAUAUUUCACCGAGGCGCUUGGCCAAGAGACCGCCGGCACAGGCAUAAGAACCCUUUUGGUCGAACCCGGCCAAUUCCGUACAGAUCUCCUGAGCCUGCGGAACAGCAGAUUUGUUGAGACCAACAUUCUAGAGUAUCGAGACCUGACGGCUGCUUCGUUCGCAAAGUUCCGAAAUGCUCACGGCAAGCAACGGGGUGACCCAACAAAAGCCGUGGCCCGAAUUUUGGAUGUCAUCCACGGCGAGAACGAGGCCAGUGGCCGAGAGUGGCCGGGAUAUUUGGCGCUGGGCCCAGACGCGGUGGAAGCCAUCCGAAGCAAAUGCGAGCGAACUUUGAAGCUGCUGAGUGAGUGGCAAGGUUUCUCGUCGGAGACCGACGCUGAACGUAUUUAG